AUGGCCGCCGCAGUAGUCUUUGCCAUUGGUCUUGUCGGCACCUUGCUCGUCACUUCCUCCUCUCGAGCUCUGCGACAGAGAAAGGCGAAAAAGGCCGGUCUGGAUUACCAUGCCUUGCAACGCGACAAGAUGGGCAGGGCCAUAGAUCCAAACGAUCCUGAUAGGCGACUCAGCAAGAACGAAGAGGUGAGUCGGGUGCGCUUGUAUGGAUGCGCCACGAACAAGGCUCUCGGCCUCGAUGUGCCACUUGCAGAGUAGGACUGGCCAGACGUGUGCUAUUAGUCUCGGUGGCGUGCUGAGUCUUCCUUCUUUCCUUCUCUUGCCUUGGCCUGACAGCGUGCAGUGCUCGAGCAUCUCAAGCUGUCGAGCCAAGAGCAAGCAAAGUUGGAGCAAGAGCAUGGUCCCGUCUUGCCCGACUACGAGGCCGCACCUCCGCGCUAUGUCGAUAAAGCGCUUGCCUCUAGAUCGUUAGAUUGA
Messenger RNA from Ceraceosorus bombacis, 477 nucleotides. Lineage: Eukaryota; Fungi; Basidiomycota; Exobasidiomycetes; Ceraceosorales; Ceraceosoraceae. The record is from the annotation of a GenBank genome assembly.